Molecule: messenger RNA, 2538 nt
Organism: Procambarus clarkii (red swamp crayfish)
Lineage: Eukaryota; Metazoa; Arthropoda; Malacostraca; Decapoda; Cambaridae
Source: RefSeq, a predicted model, not a curated record
AUGAAAUUACGCGGGAAACUUUGGCCCUCAGGUGUGGCUGACAGUGUGACACUUGGUGCCUCAGGUGUUGCUGACAGUGUGACACUUGGUGCCUCAGGUGUGACACAUGGUGUCUCAGGUGUGGCUGGCAGUGUGGCACUUGGUGCUUCAUGUGUGGCUGACAGUGUGACACUUGGUGCAUCAGGUGUGGCUGACAGUGUGACACUUGGUGCAUCAGGUGUGGCUGACAGUGUGACACGUGGUGCCACAGGUGUAACUGACAGUGUGUCACUUGGUGCCUCAGGUGUGGCUCACAGUGUGUCACUUGGUCCCUCAGGUGUAACUGACAGCGUGACACCCGGUGCCUCAUGUGUGGCUGACAGCGUGACACCCGGUGCCUCAGGUGUGGCUGACAGUGUGACACUUGGUGCCUCAGGUGUGGCUGACAGUGUGACACUUGGUGCCUCAGGUGUAGCUGACAGUGUAACACUUGGUGCCUCAGGUGUGGCUGACAGUGUAGCACUUAGUGCCUUAGUUGUGGCUGUCAGUGUGACACUUGGUGCCUCAGGUGUGGCACUUUGUGCCUCAGGUGUAACUGACAGCGUGACACCAGGUGCCUCAGGUGUGGCUGACAGUGUACCACUUAGUGCCUUAGUUGUGGCUGACAGUGUGACACCUGGUGCCUCAGGUGUGGCUGACAGUGUGACACUCGGAACCUCAUGUGUGGCUGACAGUGUGACAAUUUGUGUCUCAGGUGUGGCUGACAGUGUGACACUUGUUGCCUCAUGUGUCGCUAACAGUGUGACACUUGGUGCCUCAGGUGUGGCUGACAGUGUGACACUUGGUGCCUCAGGUGUGGCUGACAUUGUGACACUUGGUGUCUCAUGUGUGGCUGACAGUGUGACAAUUUGUGUCUCAGGUGUGGCUGACAGUGUGACACUUGGUGCCUCAGGUGUUGCUGACAGUGUGACACUUGGUGCCUCAGGUGUGGCUGAAAGUGUACUACUUAGUGCCUCAGGUGUGGCUGACAAUGUGACACUUGGUGUCUCAGGUGUGGCUGACAGUGUAUCAAUUGGUGCACAAUGUGUGGCUGACAGUGUGACACAUGGUGCCUCAGGUGUGGCUGACAAUGUAUCAAUUGGUGCCUCAGGUGUUACUGACAGUGUGACACUCGGAACCUCAUGUGUGGCUGACAGUGUGACACUUGGUGCCUCAGGUGUGGCACUUUGUGCCUCAGGUGUAACUGACAGCGUGACACUUGGUGCCUCAGGUCUGGCUGACAAUGUAUCAAUUGGUGCCUCAGGUGUGGCUGACAGUGUGACACUUGGUGCCUCAGGUCUGGCUGACAGUGUGACACUUGGUGCCUCAGGUGUGGCUGACAUUGUGACACUUGGUGCAUCAGGUGUGGCUGACAUUGUGACACUUGGUGCAUCAGGUGUGGCUGACAUUGUGACACUUGGUGCAUCAGGUGUGGCUGACAUUGUGACACUUGGUGCAUCAGGUGUGGCUGACAUUGUGACACUUGGUGCCUCAGGUGUAACUGACAGCGUGACACCCGGUGCCUCAGGUGUGGCUGACAGUGUGACACUUGGUGCCUCAGAUGUGUCUGACAGUGUAACACUUGGUGCCUCAGGUCUUCCUAACAGUGUGACACUUGGUGCCUCAGGUGUGGCUGACAGUGUGAUACUAGAUGCAUCAGGUGUGACACAUGGUGUCUCAGGUGUGGCUGACAGUGUGGCACUUGGUGCUUCAUGUGUGCCUCACAGUGUGACACGUGGUGCCACAGGUGUAGCUGACAGUGUGUCACUUGGUGCCUCAGGUGUGGCUGACAGUGUGUCACUUGGUGCCUCAGGUGUUGCUGACAGUGUGGCACUUGGUGUCUCAUGUGUGGCUGACAGUAUGACACUUGGUGCCUCAGGUGUAGCUGACAGUGUGUCACUUGGUGCCUCAGGUGUGGCUAACAGUGUAACACUUGGUGCCUCAUGUGUGGCUGACAGUGUGACAUUUGGUACCUCAGGUGUGGCUUACAGUGUGACACUUGGUGUCUCUGGUGUGGCUGACAGUGUGGCUGACAGUGUAACACUUGGUGCCUCAGGUGUGGCUGACAGUGUAACACUUGGUGCCUCAGGUGUGGCUGACAGUGUGACACCUGGUGCCUCAGGUGUGGCUGACAGUGUGACACCUGGUGCCUCAGGUGUGGGUGACAGUGUAACACUUGGUGCCUCAGGUGUGGCUGACAGUGUGACACCUGGUGCCUCAGGUGUUGCUGACAGUGUGACACCUGGUGCAUCAGGUGUGGCUGACAGUGUGACACUUGGUGCCUCAGGUGUGGCUGACAGUGUGACACCUGGUGCCUCAGGUGUGGCUGACAGUGUAACACUUGGUGCCUCAGGUGUGGCUGACAGUGUGACACCUGGUGCCUCAGGUGUGGCUGACAGUGUAACACUUGGUGCCUCAGGUGUGGCUGACAGUGUAACACUUGGUGCCUCAGGUGUGGCUGACAGUGUGACACUUGGUGCCUCAGCACGGCACUCAACAACAACAACCCUUCAACAAUAG